UACACAAUUGAAUUAGAAAAAAAAACGGACAGGACACAACAACAACAACACACAAAUCUGAAAUCUCUCUUUCGUCCUCCAAAGGACAGACUUUGAGGAGAGACUUCUUAUGUGGUUUUGUCUCGUCCACCCAAACAAAAUCAAAACUCUAUUCACUUGUAACUUCUUCUUUCUUUUAUUUUGUCAUUUCUCAUUUUUUCUAAAAUUUUUCCAUACACACACCAAAUCUCUCUCUCGUCAGCAACAAAACGUAACUUUGGUUUCCGAAGAUUCUCUUUGGACUCUCUGUUUCCGGAACUUAUUAACCGUAUUUGUAUUUGGGAUUGCCUAAAAAGUUUUUCGUCAAUUUUUGUCCUGAGAAAUGAUGAUGUCAUGUCGGAAUGUUGACUUGGGUACGAGUGUUCUUGAUCUGAUGCCAUGUGGGUGUUCUUGUACCUCUUCUCCAACCAGUCGUCAACUCUUGUUUAGGAAUUGUUCCAAGAAUCUUUGUAGGAUUGGUGGCAGAAGCUAUGGUGGCAACUUGGUUUUACUCCGUCCUGAUUUGGGGACUUGCAGAGCCGUUCCUGCUAAACCAAAGGAGACUUAUCUCCUCAAUGGUAUUGGUCAAGAUAAAACAGUGAUGCUCAAUCUGAAGCCAGAAUCACAAAAGCCUAUAUCUUUGGAAAAUCUGUUUGAGGUUGUAGCUGAUGAUUUGCAGAGGUUGAAUGACAAUCUUUUAUCGAUUGUUGGUGCAGAAAAUCCGGUUUUAAUAUCUGCAGCUGAGCAAAUUUUUAGUGCUGGUGGCAAGAGGAUGAGACCCGGUUUGGUUUUCCUUGUAUCACGAGCCACCGCAGAAUUAGCUGGCUUAAAGGAACUUACAGUAGAACAUCUCCGUUUAGGUGAGAUUAUUGAGAUGAUUCACACCGCAAGUUUAAUACAUGAUGAUGUCUUAGACGAAAGUGAUAUGCGAAGAGGAAAAGAAACGGUUCAUGAACUUUUCGGAACAAGAGUAGCUGUAUUAGCUGGAGACUUCAUGUUUGCUCAAGCAUCAUGGUACUUAGCGAAUCUCGAAAACCUCGAAGUCAUUAAGCUCAUUAGUCAGGUUAUCAAAGAUUUUGCGAGCGGUGAGAUAAAGCAAGCAUCAAGUUUGUUCGAUUGUGACGUCGAGCUUGAUGACUACUUGCUAAAGAGUUACUACAAGACAGCUUCAUUAGUAGCUGCAAGCACAAAAGGAGCUGCAAUCUUCAGUGAAGUCGAAAGCAAGAUUGCAGAGGAAAUGUAUCAAUAUGGGAAGAAUCUCGGUUUAUCUUUCCAAGUAGUUGAUGACAUUCUGGACUUCACUCAGUCCACAGAGCAGUUAGGGAAGCCUGCAGCUAAUGACUUAGCCAAAGGUAACAUAACAGCGCCAGUGAUCUUUGCACUAGAGAAUGAGCCGAGGCUAAGAGAGAUCAUUGAGUCUGAGUUCUGUGAGCCUGGAUCCCUUGAGGAAGCGAUUGAAAUAGUUAGAAAUCGUGGUGGGAUCAAGAGAGCUCAAGAAUUGGCUAAGGAGAAAGCUGAACUUGCGUUAAAGAAUCUGAAUUGUCUUCCUAGGAGUGGUUUCAGAUCGGCUCUUGAGGAUAUGGUGAUGUUUAAUCUUGAAAGGAUUGAUUAGUUUCAACUCUCAAAGGGUCUUUUGGCACAGGAAACUGUAACACUCUUUAUUUGUUCAAACUUCAAACACAGAAUUUUUUUACUGUAUGUAAUAAAGUAACAAUAGAAAUAUUCAUGCUUA
Molecule: messenger RNA, 1750 nt
Organism: Camelina sativa (false flax)
Lineage: Eukaryota; Viridiplantae; Streptophyta; Magnoliopsida; Brassicales; Brassicaceae
Product: solanesyl diphosphate synthase 2, chloroplastic
Biological process (GO): isoprenoid biosynthetic process; plastoquinone biosynthetic process
Cellular component (GO): chloroplast
Molecular function (GO): prenyltransferase activity
Source: RefSeq, a predicted model, not a curated record